Messenger RNA from Brienomyrus brachyistius, 1054 nucleotides. RefSeq lists its product as uncharacterized. Bases 51 to 869 code for a protein of 272 amino acids. NCBI's taxonomy places the organism in Eukaryota, Metazoa, Chordata, Actinopteri, Osteoglossiformes, Mormyridae. The record is from RefSeq and is a predicted model, not a curated record. Gene Ontology annotation, biological process: T cell activation; interleukin-15-mediated signaling pathway; positive regulation of ERK1 and ERK2 cascade. Gene Ontology annotation, cellular component: membrane raft; external side of plasma membrane. The transcript is spliced from 5 exons. Gene Ontology annotation, molecular function: protein tyrosine kinase binding; MHC class II protein binding.
CACACUGUCACACACUACACACAUUAAAUGACACAGCUGAGAGCCAGAUAAUGGCAGCCAGCGUUUGGACCAGCAUUGUACUGUGGGCUCUUCUCAGAAUGUAUAGAGGAUAUGCCUGGGAAACCACCGUGUUCUCCAGCGAGGGACAGAAGGUCACUCUGCCAUGUCACAGGACGUCCACUAACUGCUCCUCCACCACCUGGAACCACAACAGGGAUCGAACCAUUCAAAUAGUUGGAUAUGGGAUGGUCAGAGAAAACCUGUCUGGCAACAUAACCAAACGCCUGACAGUGGAGCCAAAUUGCUCUCUAACGAUUCUUAAUGUAACACCUGCAGACGCUGGGCGAUAUAACUGCCGUGUGUAUAACGAUCUAAAAAACCACGACGACUCGUUAAUUCAUCUCACUGUUCUGAGCAUCACUUCCUCACAGCUAAAACCCGAGACACUGAACUGCUCCCUGCACACAUAUGAGAUCUGUACUAAACAUAUACAAAACGACAUGAAUCUGAUUUGGCUGAAGGGUGAUGGCAGUGACCUAAAGCAAGAUACCAGGUACAACAUCACACAGAGCAGAUGUCAUUCAACUCUGACUGGGACUCUGGAUCAGUCAGACCACAACGGGAAGUGGACGUGUCAGCUGACCGUGGAUGGGAAACUGGAGAGCUCAGCCAGCUACAUAACCUCUCUCUCUGAAAGCGGCACAGCCAUAGGGCUGCCAAUCCGACUGGCUGUUUUUUUCUUUAUUCUGGCUCUGCCUCUGAUCAUUGGAGCUGUAAUUUACACCAGGAAGAGGACCCAACCAAUCAGAGACCAAGUGUCCUCAGGGACGGAACUUCACGAGUAUGUUAAUACAAAUAACAAGCCCUGAUUGAUCAACACUCCAUCAGUGUUAGACCAUCGAGCACCUGCCGAGCGAAGCUUGAGACUGGUGGACAUGGAGAUGGUGGACAGCCUUCCACAGCCUCACCUCAUCAGGUCCAUCAUUCACAACUGCUGCUUGAAACCCAAUAAUAUGGCUUUUUUACUACCUAUUAAAAACUUAGCAAUUGUGUA